Sphenostylis stenocarpa is the source of this 2124-nucleotide messenger RNA. Lineage: Eukaryota; Viridiplantae; Streptophyta; Magnoliopsida; Fabales; Fabaceae. The record is from the annotation of a GenBank genome assembly.
AUGGACGAAGGCGAGGGAGGGUACGGUGAGAGCGGCGAUCCCAUGGAUCAGUUCCACCGUAACGAAGCUAUAUCCGCCGUCGCCGACGAUGGUUUCAUGGCCGAGGAAGACGACGAUUAUGAGGAUCUUUACAACGACGUCAACGUCGGCGAAGGAUUCCUUCAAUCUUUGCGCAAAAACGACGAUUCAGGGUUUCGUAACGAAGAUGUCGAGGACAAGAAGCCGUUACCGCCGCCACCGGUUCCAGAUGCCGCCGGGGUUUCGAUUCCCGGUGUCGGUGGCGGUGGAGAGGGUGGCGGCGGUGUUGGAAGUGGGGUUGUGGAAUCUAGGGUUUCCGCAAGAGUUGACGGGUUCCAGAAUCAAGGGUUUAGAGGGAACGAUGUGGGUGCCAAAAGUGGGAUUAGGGUUGAAUUAGGACACCAAUCUGGUAAAUCGAGUGAAAUUGAGGAACAUGGUGGUAAUGAUGAUGCUCCAGUGCAGGGGAUUGGACAACAACCUCAUGCUGGUGUUGUUGGGAGUGUGGGAAAUGAGGGUAUGGUCAGACAAGGUCAAGUUGGUGGUAGUGGUGGAGGAGGGAAUGCUAAUAGGGUUGGUGGAAACGGUGUUGGAAACAGUGUGGGUGCUGUUAAUAGUGUUAUUACUGGAGGAGUUGGAGUUGGAGGAGGAGGUGGUGGUGGUGGUGGUUCUGGUGGUACUAUUUUGUUUGUGGGCGAUUUGCAUUGGUGGACUACUGAUGCUGAGCUAGAAACUGAGCUUAGUAAAUAUGGGCCUGUUAAGGAGGUGAAGUUUUUCGAUGAGAAGGCGAGUGGGAAGUCAAAGGGGUAUUGCCAAGUUGAGUUUUUUGACCCUUCUGCUGCCACAAGUUGCAAGGAGGGAAUGAAUGGUCAUGUUUUUAACGGGAGGCCAUGUGUUGUUGCGUUUGCCUCGCCUUUUACAGUUAAGAAAAUGGGAGAGGCUCAGAUAAACAGGAAUCAGCAGAUGAACCCAUCUGCAGUUACACAACAGGGAAGGAGGGGGCCUGCUGAUGGAGGCUCUAAGCCUGGUGGGAGUAAUAUUUCGACACAUGGUAAUUACCAAGGAGGAGAUGGGAAUAGAGGUUAUGGGAGAGGGGGUAACUGGGGAAGAGGGAAUAAUCCUGGUAUGGGGAAUAGGGGGCCUGUGAAUGCAAUGAGGAAUAGGGGUGGUGGGAUGGGUGGUAGAGGUAUAAUGGGUCAUGGUGGAAAUGGUUUUGGACAGGGUAUUGGUGGUACCCCUCCACUGUUGCAUCCUCAGUCAAUGAUGAAUCAGGGUUUUGAUCCUGCUUUUGUUGGUCCAAUGGGUAGAAUGGGUAGCUACGGAGGUUUUCCUGGUGCUCCAACACCUCCAUUUUCUGGGAUACUACCUUCAUUCCCUGGUGUUGGAGGUGUUGGUUUGCCUGGAGUGGCACCUCAUGUUAAUCCUGCAUUUUUCGGAAGAGGGAUGCCAGUUAAUGGUAUGGGGAUGAUGCCAACAUCAGGCAUGGAUGGUCCUAAUAUGGGAAUGUGGUCAGAUCCGAAUAUGGGUGGAUGGGGUGGUGAAGAGCCUGGUGGUGGGAAGGCUGGAGAGUCAAGUUAUGGGGAGGAAGCUGCAUCUGACCAUCAGUAUGGUGAAGUGAGUCAUGAUAGAGCUGGGUGGCCUAUGAGGGAGAAAGAUAGAGGUUCAGAAAGGGACUGGUCUGGUUCUUCUGAGAGAAGGUAUAGGGACGAUAGAGAUCAAGGAUAUGAAAGAGAUGCACCUAGAGAGAAAGAUAUGGGCCAUGAUGCUGAGUGGUCUGAAAGAAGGCAUCGUGAUGAUAGAGAAACGGGCCGAGAACGAUCUCGGGACCGUGAACAUGAAAGAUCCCGUGAUCGAGAUCGUGAAAGAUCCCGAGACCGUGAUCGUGAUCGUGAAAGGGAUCACCGAGAGCGUGACAGGCACAGAGAAGAUAGGGACAGGUAUGGCGAUCAUCAUAGGUAUAGGGACGGGGAAGGAGAGCAUGAUGAUGAGUGGGAGAGGGGACGGUCAUCAAGGACUCACAGCAAAUCACGGUUAUCACAGGAGGAGGAACACCACUCUAGGCCGAGAGAUGCUGAUUAUGGGAAGAGGAGACGGCUUACUUCAGAAUAA